This is a messenger RNA of Aureobasidium subglaciale EXF-2481, 916 nucleotides long. RefSeq lists its product as uncharacterized. The coding region runs from base 274 to 762 and encodes 162 amino acids. NCBI's taxonomy places the organism in Eukaryota, Fungi, Ascomycota, Dothideomycetes, Dothideales, Saccotheciaceae. The record is from RefSeq and is a predicted model, not a curated record. The transcript has a single exon.
GGCAGCGUGUGCUUGGCUCGGCCAGCUGUGCUCUACAGCAUCCCUUGCAGGCACAGAUAUGCCAGGAAUUUUAGCCACGAAUGGACCUUUCUUUGCCCUGUUUAGAUCCAAGUCAGGAGGGAGAGAAGAAGAACACGAAGAAGGAGGCUCAGAACAAAGCGAUCGAGAAGUACAAGGACAAGCAUCAGGCAAACGAUCUACGCAAGCGCAUCAUUUCCGGACUACGCGCGGUCGCUACAGACACCACUCACGCAAAGGCUAAAGGCGACUACCAUGUCAGCAUCGAAAAUCUCGCCUACAUCGACGACUCCCUGUUCGAACUCGAAUCCCUCGUCUGCGGUGAAGCCUCAUCCUUUUCAACAAGCUCCCGCGCCGGAAAACAACCUCACCCUGGUCAUAGUGAGGAGCAUCUUGCUCGCAUGUGUCGAGCCAGAUGCAUGGUUCCUAGUCUCAACGGCGGGUUCAGACCGGGUGCCCCCAGAGCCGACUACAACAAUCGAGUAUGCUGCCAACCCUGCCCCUAAUGUUCCCGGAGCUUUCAAUGUCGAAUCGUGGGCUUUCGCUCAUGUCGUGAACGAGACAUUAUCAUUGUCCUCACGCACGUGUACAUUGCGUCUCCACAGACCGCUUCUUGUGCAAGUCCUCCGAGCAAGAUGCCACCCAAGAAAGGCCGUCAAGUACGACUUCUACACUCCACCAACUCUGGACUUGUUGAUAUAUUGGCUGUCUCCCUUGGUACAAAACUUUCCAGCUUGGAUGUAGAGUCGGAGGCCUUUUGCUAAUCGCUGCCAUAAUCUACCUGUGGCCGAAGCAGAGAUGCCGUCGUCAGUAUGAGUCGUCAUCUCCAUGUCACUUUGCUCUGAGCUGUUCUUUCUUUAGCGAGAAUCUUUCCUUUCGCUCGUCUUGCGUUUUGUCA